AGAGAGAUAAUCAGGAUUUAUCCUGAUUUUUUCUUCGUUUAGAGUCGGGUCACAUGGGAUCUCAGAGGAUGAGGCUACAAACGUCGCCCAUGUCUGAAAUGGACGCUACGGAUGAAAUGCACGAGGCGUUGUUCGCGAAGAGAGGGUGUUGUUUCCUUAUGCCCUGCCUUGCCUCAUCCCAGCCGUCCUCUCGUGGCAGAUCUGUGUGGUGGCGACGGAUCAGGACAACAGGCGACAAGCUCGAGCCUGGGGAGCGUUGGUGGAUUAGAGGGUGGAGGAAGACGAGGCAGUGGUCGGAGGUCGUAGCUGGCCCUAGAUGGAAGACAUUUAUCCGCAGAUUCGGACGUAACCACUGCUGCGGCGGAUGUGCUGGAAACAGUGAUGGAGCAAUCACUCCUAACCGGUCAGAACAGGGUAAAUUCCGGUACGAUCCAUUGAGCUACUCUUUAAAUUUCGACGAUGGAAAGCAAACGGGACACUUUGAAGACGAGUUUCCAUACCGGUAUUACUCGAAGAGAUUCGCUGCGCCUUCAUUGCCGGUCUCCACUAAGUGCCCCAUGGAUUUCGAUACCAACAGAGAGGCACAGGCGCUUCAUAAGUGAAAAAUCACGGGGCUGCAUUGUGUGUGGAAUAAAAGAGUUAGAUUUGUUCGUGUUUCUUUUCUUAAAAGUUAAAAAUAUUGUUUGUGUAGUUCAUGUGCAAUGCCUUUUUCCUCUAAACAAAAAAAAAAAUAUGACAACUCGUCAGUUGUAGAAUAGUGAUAGUUGACACACGAAGUGUUUGAUGCAUGUGGGUACUGUAUAUAUAUGUUAAACCGAAUUCGGAUAAUGGACGUGCUGAUUAUGAAUAUG
Molecule: messenger RNA, 851 nt
Organism: Brassica oleracea var. oleracea
Lineage: Eukaryota; Viridiplantae; Streptophyta; Magnoliopsida; Brassicales; Brassicaceae
Exons: 1
Coding region: 54-602 (182 amino acids)
Source: RefSeq, a predicted model, not a curated record